Molecule: messenger RNA, 122 nt
Organism: Ambispora leptoticha
Lineage: Eukaryota; Fungi; Glomeromycota; Glomeromycetes; Archaeosporales; Ambisporaceae
Source: the annotation of a GenBank genome assembly
ACCUGAUAUCGAAUUAAGAUUCGCAGCUGAACUUAUUGAUGGCGAUGCGGAAAGAGCCGCGGCACUUACUCAACGUACGUCUAGUACGUCAGCCCGCAUAUGGGAAAUUGUUCUUGAUUUUG